Messenger RNA from Mollisia scopiformis, 3201 nucleotides. RefSeq lists its product as uncharacterized. The transcript is spliced from 5 exons. The record is from RefSeq and is a predicted model, not a curated record. The coding region runs from base 412 to 2895 and encodes 827 amino acids. Lineage: Eukaryota; Fungi; Ascomycota; Leotiomycetes; Helotiales; Mollisiaceae.
UGCUCACUUCUCCUCUCACCGUCCUGUGCUGGCGGAACGAGCCACAACUCUUGUCAUGUUUGCUGCCACACUUGUCGCUUUGGAGAAGGAGGGUCGCAUUCCUGCUGCCCCCCACCACUCACAGCUGCAGUCCGCUGCUGAGUGAGAUAUGUGUGGCCCAGCACAUACAGUACUCCAGCUUCUCGGCCUUACCAACGCCAGCCGAAGAAUGCAGAAGCUGCUUUCUUCUGAAGGUUGUAAUCCCGCAUUCCUACUGGUGAUUGCAACCGAAGAAGUGAGUGUUGUGCAGAUGCUAUUCACGUUAUCCGGCAAUGCGCUCAGCCUCUUUCACUUCGACAUCUAACGAUCGUGGACGACGGCUCUCUCUGAGUUGUUCGUUUUGGCUUCUCCAUUCAUCGUCUUGAGUUCAGGAUGUUUCGUUCGUUACUUGCUGCGGGGUUGUUUGCGCGACUAUGCGCGGCUCAGCAGUCCGGCUGGCAGACCGGGCAGGUCAAUGCCACCAUGUGCUACUGGGAUUCUCCAAGAGCCGCCGUCGUUCGCGAUACUCUUUAUAUUGACGGCGGGGCUUUAUGGUGGACGCCAGGAAUGAGUGAUGGAACGUAUGGUCCUCCGACUUCAGAUGACAAUCCACUUGGCAUAGUCUAUCAACUUAACUUCAGCACUCCCUUUAAUACAACAGCACAAACGAACAUAAGUAAUGUCUUCACUACCCAAUCGAAAGCUGCUGCUGGUGGGGCAGCAAACAAUGUCGCACCCAACUAUUAUGAUGGAGUAAUGAUGGCCAACGACUACGAAUGGUUCAUCUAUGGAGGGCUCAUAACGCAAACCGCUGAAUACACCCUGCCUGAUUCUCAAUCGGCAGCGGCAUACGAGGUCUAUGCAUCAGGCCCUCCCAAACAAUUCAAAUCCGGAUACAUCCUCGAGACUCUUACAAAUGGCCUCACUAGAUAUGUGACAAAUGGUGCCGGUGUCAGUGUGCCGUCAGAGAAUCUGGGAUUUUACUUUGGAGGUCUGAGAUCUGCGAGCUUUGGUCCUAUAUAUUAUCAGACGGGAAACGAAACGUACAAUGCCGAUGUCCUUUCUGAUACGAUGAUUGAGUUGGACAUGACUGUUCAGACUCAAGAGACUUGGAAGAACAUUUCUUUGCCGACUACGGUUCCGGGUCGGAUUAAUGCUGAGCUUGUAUGGGUUCCUGUUUCUGAGCAGGGAGUUCUUGUUGCCAUUGGUGGAGUUGUAGAUGCUGAAUACGCGGAGCUGGAUACGGUCCUAGAUGCAAAUCAGACUGCUGACACUAAACUUAAAAGUCCCGGUUUGAUGAAUACAGUGGCUGUAUAUGAUAUUGCCACUGGAAGUUGGUAUGAGCAGCCGACUUCAGAGCAAAACCCUGGAAUGUUAACUCAAGGAUGCACCGUCAUGGCUUCAGCACAAGAUGGUUCAAGCCACAACAUCUAUUGGUACGGAGGUUGGCAAGGCAUCGAUAGCACCCAACCCUUCAAUGACGAUGUCUGGGUCCUCUCAAUCCCAACCUUCAUGUGGAUGAAAGUCAGCUCUGGAACGACAGGUCACGGCCGCGCAGGCCACAGAUGCGUAAAACCAUACCCAGACCAAAUGUUCGUAGUAGGAGGAUACGCUCCCUUAACAGGCACAAUCCCCCAAUGCGUCUCCGGAAAUAUCAUCCAAGUCUUCAACCUCUCCACCGCAACAUGGAUCACGAACUACGACCCCGCCGUCUGGAGUAACUACACGGUCCCAUCCAUGAUAUCCUCCAUGAUCGGCGGAACUGGCACCGGAAGCGCUACCCAUACCCAACCAUCACCCAGCGGCUUUGCAAACGCAAGCAUGACCGGCCUCUUCGGGGCAGCAUACAACACCUCCAAAAUAACGACCUGGUAUCCCUACCAUGCCGCUGCCAGCACCUCCCCACCCGGAAACAUCACAACCAUAACCCCCACCCCGAAAUCCGGAUCCGGUACCCCCUCCUACCUCGGACCCGUCCUCGGCGUCGUACUAGGCCUCUUCUUCCUCACCCUCGCCAUCGUAGCCUUCCUCAUCUGGCGCCGCCGGCACCUCUUCCGGUCCUCUGCCGCAGGCGGCCAGAGCGAGAACGGCACCAUGGAUAAUAGACGCUGGGUGACGAACUGGUUGCGUGCUACCCCAGCGGAUGCUAAGGCGCCGACUGUUACGACGGACGAGACGCCCGUGACGCCGUAUCCGUACGAGGAGGAUAGGCAGGAGAUGGCAGAGGUGCAGGGACAGCAGGUUUUUGAAAUGAUGGAUACAUCCCGCCUCGUCGAACUCGGCGCCAACCCCGACACAGGAACCGGACUUCACCCCAUCCCCAUGGCCCAAGUGCCCCCUCACUCUCCAUCCCCCUCAUCACCCCGCUCCCAAAACCUAGCCCCCUCAAACUCAAUCACCUCAACAACAACAACAUCCACCCUCUCCCGACCGCCCGUCUCCCCUGUUCUCCAAAACUCGCCUCGGCUCGACGGCCCAGGCCAGGGAAGAGAAAAAUUCAUCUCCGGCAUGUCGCAGCUGAGUGAUAGUGACCGUGGCCAUUUGAGAGGGAUUAGCGAGACUUCAGUGAGCACGGAGGGAGGAGGUGGGGUGGGGUUUGUGACGCCGUUGGAAACGCCUGGUGCUUUGAGAGGCCUUGGAGCUGCUGGAGCGGGAGGGGGAGAAGGAAGAGGAGAAGGGAGUGAGGGUAUGGUCCCGACUAAAGUCCCAACCCCGCCAUUGAGAGGAACGGCUGUUAGUCCGUUGACGCCGCCGCAGGGGACGGGGAGGGAGGGAGGUGAUUAUUUGAAUGCGAGCGGAGGUGGGAGUGCUAGUCCGGGUGCGGUGACGAGGAGGAGGAGUAAUUUUAGUGAGGAGUUGGGGGAGGAUGGGCGGUGAUGGUGAGAGGUGCUUAAAAGAGUUUUGAUUGAGAGAUAAUGCGGGGAUUCUUGUAUAUUGUUUAUUUUGGAUGGGGGCUGAAGGGAUUGCUUUGGGGGUGCAUGGAUGGCGGGUCUUGGAGAUAGGGGAUGCGGGAAAGGCGUGAGGGGUAAUCUGCAUGAAUAUAUAUUUCAAGUUUGAUCUCGUUGUAUUGUUCUUCUUCUUCCAUUGCCUUUGUCUCUAGGGAUCCAAACAAGUAAUUAUAUACUUUCCCUCGUAUGUCUUCGCUCAAAAGGACCUUAGCUAGUCAGCGGUUAACACUCUAGC